AGCCACACAACUUUUCAGUGCUUUCACCAUCUUCUAGGCGCAGACGGGCCGGCAUCACAAUCUCUCACUCAAACCUCACCAUUCUCUCGCCUUCACCAUACACACACCUUCAACUUCGGAUCCCUGCCCAGAAGUGAAGAUGAUUCCCAUCCGUCCCAAACCCGACGGCAACAAAUCCGAUGACAGCGGCUCUCCACCCCGCCGCGACAAACAAGCCGUCCAAGCCCCCUCCCCUUCCCGCAUCGCCAGCAAACCCGUCCCCGAGCGCCAGCUCCGCUCCCCGCGCGAGUACCAAAUCGACCAACUCAAGCGGCGCUUCUCACCCAAGGAGACCACCGACUCCAGCACAGGCGAGACCUCCCUGCUCUUCUCCCUCAAACCCUCGGACCCGGAUUUCCCGUACGAUUUGGAGAAGCUGGAAUGCGAUCUGAGGAUCCCCGAAGAGUAUCCCAAGCAGCCGGCGAGACUGCUGGUGAGGAAUAAAGAUAUCCCGCGCGGGUUUGCGGUGAAUAUUGAGCGCGGGUGGGAUCGAUUGGUGGAGGAGAGGAAGGGGAAGGGCUUGAAGGGCGGAACGACGUUGUUGGCGGUUAUGAAUGCGUUAGAUCGUGGGCUGGAAGGGUUUCUGGCGGAGGAGAAGAAGGAGACGGUUAAGAUUACUGUGUUUAAGGAUUCAAGGCACUUGGAGGGUGAGCCGAGCGGGGUGGUUGGGAAGGAGGUAAUUAAGGAGGUACCAAAGCCGCCGGUAGAGCAACCGAAGCCGAGGCCCUAUAUCCCGCUGGAGGUCUUCACGAGAGAUCAGAUCGCCGAAGCCAAGGCCAGGAGAGCGCAGGAGGUGCGCCAGCUGGAGGCCAGGAUGAGCAGAUUGCCGCUUUAUCACAAGUCGAGCGACGGGGUGAUUUACACGUUGCCGCUGGAUCCGAAGAGGAGGAGCAGUUUGCCGCCGGGUCUGCAGAGUGUGCAUUCGGUGCAGCUGGUCAUUCCGCUGCUGUACCCGCUGCAGCCGUUGAGGGUGUUGUUGAAUGAUGUCGAUGCCAACGAGGCCGAGGCGGUGGAGGAGCUGUUUACGCAGAAGGCGGUGGAGCAGAAGCAGAUGAGUCUGACGAGCCAUUUGAAUUAUUUGGCGACCAAUUUACAUGCUUUGGCGAAGCAGGCGGCGCAGCAGAAGUUGCAGGAGAUGAAAGCUGCUGCUGCUCUAGAAGAGGAGGAGGGGAGGAAGAAGGCGGCGGAUGAAGAGGCCAAGGAGGCAGAACAUGUAGCUUCGGCGGUAGUUGGAGAAAGGGGACAUGUACAUGUCAUUCCCAGACCUCUGGAAUGGACGCUCGUCAACGCCGGUGGCUCUUCCGAAUCAGAAUCCGAAACCGACUCCGACGACGACUACGAGUUUGUCGACGGUGAAGGCAACACCUCCGCCCUAACACCCGGCACCACCCUCCCCACCGCCACCGCCGAGCGCGGCACCGCCAUCUCCUUCCCCUCCAUCGAGCUACACGGCAUCGAGCUCCUCCAAGUACCCCUGCUCUCGCUCUCCGUCAAAUGCAACCGGUGCAAAACCCUCAACGACAUGACCUCGCUCAAAUCCGACGUCGAAAAGCUUGCCUCAUGCAAAAAAUGCGCCACCUCCUUCACCGUCCGCUUCCGCGCCGAGCUCGUCCACGCCAACUCCACGCGCGCCGGCUUCAUCGAUCUCUCCGGUUGCACCAUAGCCGACAUGCUCCCCUCCUCCUUCAUCCCCACCUGCGGCCGGUGUUCCACGCCCUACCCUUCCCCGGGCUUCGUCUCGGUGAGGGGCGAAACAACCACCAACGUGUGCAGGGAAUGCCACGCGCGCUUCACCUUCAAAAUCCCCGACGUCAAAUUCCUCACCUACAGCACCUCCUCUUCUUCUUCCUUACCCCCCACCCAGGGCCCCAAGCGCAGAGACCAAAAGUUAGGUCUCCACGCCGGCGAGCCGCUCCCCGACAAGGGCGCCUGCGCGCACUACAAGCGGUCGUACCGGUGGUUCAGGUUCAGCUGCUGUAAUAAGGUGUAUCCGUGCGACAAGUGUCAUCAGCAAGCGGAAGAUCAUGUGGAUGAGUGGGCGAACAGGAUGAUUUGCGGGUGGUGCUCGCGGGAGCAGAAUUAUCGGGUGGAGAACUGUGCGUUUUGCGGGAGGAGCGUGGUGAGGAAGCGGACGGGCGGGUUUUGGGAGGGCGGGAAGGGGACGAGGGAUAAGGUUUUGAUGAGGAGGGGUGAUAGGAGGAAGUAUAGGAAUAAGAAGGAUGGUAACAAAGUCAACAAAUAAAGGCAGCGCAAGGAUAUAGGGGAUGGUAUGGGGUUUCUCUGGUGUUGUUGCGUUCAUAUCACUAGCAUGGCAUAGCAUGUUUACGGCGUUGGUCAUGACGCGUUAUCAAAAUACCUUACUGUUUAACUCCAAAAUCAUGCUCUCCGAGCUGAUCGAAUUGUAGGUAUUGACAUUCGCUACCAAAGAAGCCUUCUCUACGUUUACGUCUUGUAGGCACAAUUCCCGAUAUAA
Messenger RNA from Neurospora tetraspora, 2512 nucleotides. RefSeq lists its product as uncharacterized. The record is from RefSeq and is a predicted model, not a curated record. The transcript has a single exon. Gene Ontology annotation, molecular function: zinc ion binding. Lineage: Eukaryota; Fungi; Ascomycota; Sordariomycetes; Sordariales; Sordariaceae. Bases 140 to 2281 code for a protein of 713 amino acids.